AUGGCGGUGCGGGCUUCGCCCCGCUCCGAGACGGUGGCGGGGCGGCCCCGCCCUCUGGCGGCCGAGCGGGGCGGCGGGGCGGCGGCGCCCGGUGUCGCCGGUGUCCUUGCGGCGGGCGGCGGCCGGGGCCGGGCAGGCGCGGAGCCAUGCUGCCCUUCGUGGCGAGGGCUGUGCACAUUGUCAGGUGGAAGAGGAAACCGAGACAGGCCGAGGGAGAGGUUUACGAUCUUUUCUGUCCUCCCAGCCAUGGAUAGGAAGCAGAAGCAAGCAGAGAAGGCCAGGCCCUACGGCCUGCUGAAGCCGACAGCUUUAGGCAAGAUCCCAGGCAGAUUCCAACUUCAUCAGGAAGCGUUGCCCCAUCUCCCCGUGCCGCCGCUCCAGCAAACGCUGGACCGCUACCUGCUGGCUCUGCAGCCCAUCAUCAGCGAGGAGGAGCUGAACCACACGCAGGAGCUGGUGGCUGAGUUCCGCAAGCCGGGAGGCGUCGGGGAGAGGCUGCAGAAAGGCCUGGAGAGAAGAGCCAAGAAAACAGAGAACUGGCUCUCAGACUGGUGGCUGAAGACAGCUUACCUGGAGUAUCGCCUGCCAGUUGUGGUCCACUCCAGCCCAGGUGUGGUUUUACCUAAGCAGGAUUUUCUGGAUCGACAAGGUCAGCUCAGGUUUGCUGCAAAGCUGAUCGAGGGCAUCCUGGAUUUCAAGACCAUGAUUGACAAUGAGACCCUCCCAGUGGAGUAUAUGGGUGGGAAGCCCCUCUGCAUGAACCAGUACUACCAGAUCCUCUCAUCCUGCCGCAUUCCUGGGCCCAAGCGGGACUCCAUUGUCAACUAUGCCAAAGGCAAAAAGCAGUCCAGACACAUCACAGUGGUUCACAACUUCCAGUUCUUUGAGCUGGAUGUUUACAACAGUGAUGGAAGUCCCCUUACCACUGACCAGCUCUUCAUUCAGCUGGAGAAGAUAUGGAACACCUCCCUCCAAACAAACAAAGAACCUAUUGGAAUCCUCACCACCAACCACCGAAACAGCUGGGCAAAAGCCUACAACAACCUUCUGAAAGAUAAGACCAACAAGGAAUCUGUGCGUACAAUUGAGAAGAGCAUUUGCACUGUCUGCCUUGAUGCACCUAUGCCACGGGUGUCUGAGGACAUCUACAAGAGCCGUGUGGCCGCUCAGAUGCUACAUGGCGGAGGCAGUCGCUGGAACAGUGGGAACCGAUGGUUCGACAAAACCCUUCAAUUCAUCGUUGCUGAAGAUGGCUCCUGUGGUCUUGUAUAUGAGCACGCUCCCUCAGAAGGCCCACCCAUCGUUGCUCUUCUGGAUCACAUCGUGGAGUACACUAAGAAACCUGAGCUGGUAAGAUCGCCCAUGAUUCCUUUGCCGAUGCCCAAAAAGCUGCGGUUUAACAUCACCCCAGAAAUCAAGAAUGACAUAGAGAAGGCAAAGCAGAACCUCAACAUAAUGGUCGAAGACCUGGAUGUCAAAGUCAUGGUCUUUCAUCAAUUUGGGAAAACCUUCCCCAAGUCAGAGAAGAUAAGUCCUGAUGCUUUUAUCCAGCUGGCCUUGCAACUAGCAUAUUACAGAAUGUAUGGCCAUGCCUGUGCCACGUAUGAGAGUGCAUCACUACGGAUGUUCCGCCUGGGCCGCACAGACACCAUCCGCUCCACUUCUGUAGACUCUCUUAAGUUUGUGCAAUCAAUGGACAGCCCUGACAAAUCGGACCAGGAGAAAGCAGACUUGCUGAGGAGAGCUACCCAGGCCCACAGGGAAUACACUGAUAUGGCAAUAAGGGGCAAUGCAAUAGACCGCCAUCUCUUAGGCUUGAAGCUUCAAGCUAUUGAGGACCUAGUGAGCAUGCCUGAAUUGUUCAUGGACACAGCAUAUGCUGUUGCAAUGCACUUCAAUCUCUCAACCAGCCAGGUCCCAGCAAAGACAGACUGUGUGAUGUGUUUUGGUCCUGUGGUUCCAGAUGGCUACGGAAUCUGUUACAACCCUAUGGACGAACACAUCAACUUUGCAAUUUCAGCAUUCAACAGCUGUGCUGACACAAACGCAGCCCGCAUGGCGCAUUAUCUUGAGAAGGCACUGCUAGACAUGAGGAUCUUGCUCCAAUCCACUCCCAAAUCAAAACUGUAAGAGGCAAACAUGAUGCAAAACCCCCAACUAAAGGGGCUAUCCCUCAUGCACUGAAGCUCCCAGUUCCUCAGAAAAUAAUUGAGGGGACAGCUUCCCCUGACUGGAACCUAGGAAGGCAUCUACCAUUUGUUUUCAGCAAGAGAUUGCAGAAUGGUCAACUGCAGAUUAGACUCUGUGGUGAGAGGAAACAUGGUCUUAAAGCCAAAGUAGAACUGAAUGGUCCUCUCCCAUCAAUACAAAGUGCACGUUCCUGUCCUCAAAGAGGACCGAAAUAAGAUUUUUAUGGAACUUACUGUAAAGGAAUACAGAAAGCACAGUCCUUACCAGGAUCUAAAUCCAUUUGGUGAGGAAGGUAGUUCUUCUCCAGGAAAAGCAGGGAAUGUUUAUUAUAUGAUGGAACUACUAGAAGACCAAGUCUUUUUGCUGGUUUAGUCUUCUGAGGAGUGCAGCAUCUUUCAAACUUGACUGAAGAUUUUUCUGCUACUCCAGCAAAACAUCACCACUGAACUUUGGCAAGGGGAGAAGGAAGUUCUUAAGUCAGAGCAGAUCCAGUUUCAUUAGAGUGCACUGCACUACUUAUCCCAGGCACUCUGACCUUUACAUGCUUUACAGGACUGGGAAUGUUCCCUUCCCCUUGUUUUAGGAUGCUGGGAUCUCUUUUCUGUUGCACUGACCCUAUUAACAACAGAAUAUAAUUUGCUACAAACUAAGAUGGACUUUUUUGUUGUUGUUGUUCUGGGCUUUUUGUUAAGCUUGCUGUUGUGGUCCUAGCUGUGGAUCUUCAGGCUCAGCAUAAAGCUUUUUCCCCCCAAAGCCUCCAUAAAACCUCUCUCACCCAGGUUUUGCUAGCUUUGGCUUUAUGUACCUUAACAUUGGGAGAGAUGAAGAGGGAUUGCCUACCCAGAAGGCCACAUGCCUAGUCUACUUCAGGGCCCACAUGUUAACCCAACGUGGUUCUAUCCCUUGCUUUCAGAAACAACAUAUUUGUGCAUAAUGUGUUAUGCCUAAGUUGUAGACAAAUAAGAGUUCAAAUCUGUUAGAGCCAAAGGAAAAAAAGCUGCAGAAUCACCGUUCUUUCACAUCAUUCUGCAUUAACAAGGCAGAAAAUCUUCAAAAGCAGGAAGAAAACUGAGAACAUGCGGGCACUGUAGUUGUCUACUGUGGCAGCCAUUGUUCCUGCAGUAAUGUACUGCACCUUUUCUGCCACUCUUGGAGUUUUUUUCUUACUGCAAUGUUACUCAGAUUUGUGCCAACUCUAUUCCGUGAGAGAAUGAUCUCAGGAUAGUGUUUUCAUAUUCAGUUGACAAACCUUAGACAGUAAAAGAUUAUACAUAAACAUUAACAUACAAUUUUAGCAUAGGAGUUUUUGUAAACAGUACUUUCAAUGAAUCUGCCAGAAUCCAAGCUCUGUAUUUUCAUUUAGUAAAACCGUAUGGUAAAUGAAGAACUCUAGUGCUAUUUCUGCAACAGGAAUUUAAUAUUUAAAUUGCACACCCUUCAAGAUGUGGCUGCUGGGACAUCACCAUAAACAAGCAGCAUUGGGAGUCUGAUGGCCUGUUUUGUUACAGGGAAAUAUUUGAUCAUAAUUGCUACUUUUCUGGUCAUAGAACAGCAAGGGAUAUGAUCAAAGUGCCUUGGUGAACAUACAUGAAGAAAUUUGCACUAAACCUGUUUAAAGAAAAAAAAAAUCAUUCUAACUUGCUUCUUGAAAGACACAAGCCAACACUACUGCAUUUUUUCC
Molecule: messenger RNA, 3871 nt
Organism: Gavia stellata (red-throated loon)
Lineage: Eukaryota; Metazoa; Chordata; Aves; Gaviiformes; Gaviidae
Gene: CRAT
Product: carnitine O-acetyltransferase
Biological process (GO): carnitine metabolic process, CoA-linked
Cellular component (GO): peroxisome
Molecular function (GO): carnitine O-acetyltransferase activity
Source: RefSeq, a predicted model, not a curated record